GACCCAAACAAGAAAGAAAAAACCCAGGAAAAGUUAAAAACUUCGCACGAAAUUUCCAUCCCUCAACUUCUUCGCUUAUAUCCAAAGACGAAAACCUUAACCCCUCUUUUGCAGUUUUAGGAGAGACAAUCUGAGAAGGAGAGAUCUUUAACAAAAUCGCAUAUUCUUUUUUUCAAAUACCAAAAUUUCCGCUUUUUUUUUUUUUUUUUUUUUCCGUAGGCCAGGUUUGUUUUCAUUUUCUCCUUCUUUUUCGUCGCCUUAAUUUUUGUUUUUGUACUCCCUUUCUCUCUCUACAUUAAGCUCUCAAUUUCAAUUUUAUCGUAUUAUUUGUUAUUUCGGAUUUUUAGGGUUUUUUUCUCCUUUCAAUUAUUAUGUUCAGAGAUUCUUAUUCAAAGUUGAUGGCAACAGCAACAAUGGCGACAGCUGCUGGUGCAGCUGCACUGUUGUAUUAUACAUUAAACAAGAAGUUGCAAUCGGCUGAAACUGAAAUUGUUGAGGAAGAAAUUGAAGGGGUUGUUAGUGAAAAUAAUGUUCCUAUAGGGAUUGAAAGGGUUUCUACUAGGCUAAUUCGAGCACCGGCGACGUGGUUAGAGACGAUUUCGACGUUGUCGGAGACUCUUCGGUUUACUUAUUCUGAGACUCUGGGGAAAUGGCCUAUUGGGGACUUGGCUUUUGGUAUUAGUUUUCUUUUGAAGAGGCAGGGGAAUUUGUGUGUCCAUGAUGUCUUUGGAGGGAAUGACACUGUACAGCUAAAGGGUCCUCAAAUAGUUAUGGAACUUAAAUAUCUCCUGAAUUUGCUAACACUUUGCUGGCAUUUCUCAAAGAAGCCUUUUCCACUGUUUUUGGAAGAGACUGGCUAUACCGCAGAAGAUGUUCUUCUUCAGGAACCUAAGGCUGGGAUUUUGAAGCCUGCAUUUACAGUUCUUGUAGAUCACAAAACAAAGUGUUUACUUUUACUUAUUCGUGGAACUCACAGUAUCAAGGAUACUCUGACAGCUGUCACUGGAGCGGUUGUGCCAUUUCAUCAUACUGUUGUCCAUGAAGGAGGAGUAAGCGAUUUGGUUUUAGGCUAUGCGCACUGUGGAAUGGUUGCAGCUGCUCGAUGGAUUGCUAAGAUAGCAACACCUUGUAUUAUCAAAGCUCUUGAUGAGCACCCUGAUUAUAAAUUAAAGAUUGUAGGGCACUCUCUUGGUGGGGGCACUGCAGCUCUGUUAACUUUCAUACUACGCGAGCAGAAAGAGCUAUCCUCCACGUCAUGUGUCACAUUUGCUCCAGCUGCUUGCAUGACAUGGGAAUUGGCAGAAUCAGGCGUUGGUGUAAUUACUUCUGUUAUAAAUGGGGCUGAUUUAGUUCCAACCUUCUCAGCGGCAUCAGUUGAUGAUUUACGUGUAGAGGUGACAGCCUCUGCUUGGUUGAACGAUUUGAGGAACCAAAUUGAGCAGACGAGGAUUCUGAGCACUGUGUAUCGUUCUGCUUCAGCGCUGGGUGCUAGUGCUAGAGCAAAAGUUGCCGGUGCUGGUGCUGUACUCCGACCUGUUUCGAGUGGUACUCAGGCCGUUAUGAGAAGAGCUCAAAGCAUGGCUAAUGCAGCAUUGAGACGCCCUGCCAUGCUUUCUUCAUGGUCAUGCAUUGGACCUCGGAGACGUGUCAACAUCAUCCCGUCGAAUGGGCAAGAACAAUCUUCUGAAUUUACUCCUAUUGGCGCUGAAACUUCCGAACCUCUCAUUGCAUACUCUCGUGAUUCCACCUCAGAGACUCUGGAACUUCCUUUAUCUUCACCCGAGGGACUGCAAUGGAGUUCAGGGAUUGGAUGUUCUUAUUCUGAUACAAGGCAUGUGCAGCAUGAGCUAAAUGCUGAUGUUGCAGAUGGGGAGGACCUUAUGGAGAGCCCUAGAAAUGAAGAUCUCAUGACCGAAGUGGAGUUGUGGCAGCAACUUGAACACGAGCUUUAUGAUCGAGCUGAAGGUGAAGUUGAUGUUGAAAAGAAAAUAAGAGAAGAAGAACAAGCUGCAAUGGAAGAGGUUGGAGGUACAGAACCGGAGGGCUCAGCACCUGAAGUUAAAGAAGUACAUAGAUUUUUCCCACCAGGAAAGAUAAUGCAUAUCAUGACUCUUCGAGAGGAACAGGUUGAGGCCGAGGCCGAGGCCGAGGCCGAAGGAAGUGUUUCAUCGAGUGACAGUGGAAGUAGGUCAUCUAUAGAGACUAAAGUUGGAAUUUUCAUCACUCCUAGGACCUUGUAUAGUAAAUUGCGGCUUUCACAUAGCAUGAUUAACGAUCACUUCAUGCCGAUAUACAGAAGGCAGAUAGAAAAGCUCAUCAAGGAUCUUGAGCAAGAAGCUCCUGAAGGAACUGAAGUAGUUUUAUGAGCGGCAAAUGAGUAAAUUAAAUGCAAUUUUGGAGCUGGCAACUACACUGUAAAUAAGUUUACUAUCUAAUAACCAAGUUAGCCUGCAUCAGGUGCUGCAUGUUUGGAGGAGAGUGAGUGAUGCGCCACAGCAGAAAUUCAGAGAGAUGAUGCUGCCGUCAGCAGCUGAAAGAUUGUGACUUACUGAUACACAUAUGGGAGCGAGUUGGAUCGAAAGUUCUGAGGUUCUGUAUCUUUGCUUGCUGCAACCUGCCUUUUGUGGCAACGGCAUGCUGCUCCGCAAUGUAUCUCAUAUUCUCAUGCUUGGGCUGUUUAAUUCUUCUUCUUCAAUCCAAAAAUUUUGGGUUAUUGAGGAAAUGUUCAUGAAGUAAUUUUUCCUUGCCUUACAUGUGGAAAUUUGAAGCAAAAGUAUAAAUUUGCAGCCUAUAGAAUAUUACCUCAAAAUCUUUUGAUGUCAUACUUGAAACUUGUUUUACUUAAAUGGAAUGCAAUGUAUAUAUGUAUAA
Beta vulgaris subsp. vulgaris (sugar beet) is the source of this 2871-nucleotide messenger RNA. RefSeq lists its product as hypothetical. Gene Ontology annotation, biological process: lipid catabolic process. The transcript is spliced from 8 exons. The record is from RefSeq and is a predicted model, not a curated record. Bases 372 to 2366 code for a protein of 664 amino acids. Lineage: Eukaryota; Viridiplantae; Streptophyta; Magnoliopsida; Caryophyllales; Amaranthaceae.